AUGGCGACGGGUGGUGCCUCCGAAGGCUUGCAGGGCCUGUUGCCCAAGGCGGAUCGGCCCACACGAGGCGUGGCCUCAGCCUGCACCAGCGUUGCCUUUCGGGCUCAUCCCCACGAGGAGCUUGUGGAUGUGCUCAAGGACGUGGUGACCCAACAUGGCUUGCGAGCAGCCUUUGUGCAGACCUGCGUAGGCAGCAUUGAAAAAGCAUGCUUGCGCCUUGCCAGUGCCAACCGUGAAAAUGGAGAGGAUUUCUCUGAUUUCCUGGAACUGGAUGAACGCUGCGAGAUUUGCUCGCUUGUCGGAACGCUGGCCGUUGAUGAGGCCGGCAACUUUGCCAAGCACCUCCACGUGACGCUGGCCGACAAGGCUGGUCGAGUCGUGGGAGGCCAUGUCAUGAGCCUCCAACUCUUUACCACUGCAGAAGUUGUUCUGGGUGAAUUGACUCAGGCCGUGUUUGACCGGCCCCUUGACCCAGAGACGGGCUACGACGAGCUCACCGUUGAACCUCGCUAGGGACCCUGCAAGCGCCACUGCAACCCCUCGACAUAGUGGCCAGGGGAUGACUUGCUCCCCAAAAGAGCCCCCCACGUUCUAGCAUGGCCGCAGGCUUUUGUUCCUCGCCUUGGCCCUUCUCGAUGGCUCAUGACCCUUCCCUCAUUUCUUCUUUGUCACUGGCUGCAAGACGACGCACGAGUGCGCUCGAGCCAGAACGCAACGUGCUCUCAUCCUAUCUAAGCAUGAGUUGGCAUGCUUCCUGGGCCGCGCAAUCAGCGUGCUCUACCUUGAGGCACUGGGUUGUGUGCCGUGAGAG
This is a messenger RNA of Monosiga brevicollis MX1, 811 nucleotides long. RefSeq lists its product as uncharacterized. The transcript is spliced from 2 exons. Bases 1 to 513 code for a protein of 170 amino acids. The record is from RefSeq and is a predicted model, not a curated record. NCBI's taxonomy places the organism in Eukaryota, Choanoflagellata, Craspedida, Salpingoecidae.